GUACGAUGGUGAUGAAUGCAAGGAAACUAGAGGAUGCUGAAAGCAAUUCUUUUAAGAAGUUAUUAGAAUGCGAAGAAGAGGCCAAGAACCAAGAAAUGGAGAAAAACAAUUUAUUGAACAUAUUACUGGAAUGCGAAAAAGAGAAAAACAACUUAAAGAACGAUUUGGAGAAAGCGAAAAACGAGCUGGAGAAGGCACAAAAACCCGAACAAAGGACCAUAAUAAUUUGCGAGGGAGAUGAUGGAGAAAUCCGCUGUGAAAACCCAAAAACGUUAAAAAUUGAGUCGGCCAUUUUUGGGCGCUCCGAAUCUCAGGCUGAUGUGUGUCCUUUUUCUGGUACUAGUAUCGAUAACACUAACUGCAGAUUGGAUGUACUUUACCGGCUAUCAGACCUAUGUGAUGACAAAACCCGCUGUCCUAUCCCGUCUACAAAAUCUGAAUUCGGUGAUGUAGAUCCUUGUCCUGGGACUUAUAAAUAUGUUGAAGUUACUUAUACGUGUGCUUAAAUUGAAGUUAGUUAUAUGUGUGCUUAAGUUGAAGUUACAUAUAAGUUAUACAUGUGCUUAAAUUGAAGUUACAUAUAAGUUAUACAUGUGCUUAAGUUGAAGUUAUCUAUAUGUUUACUUAAGUUGAAGUUAGUUAUACGUGUGAUUAAGUUGGAGUUAGUUAUAUGUGUACUUAAGUUGAAGUUACUUUUAUGUGUGCUUAAGUUGAAGUUUCUUAUACGUGUGCUUAAGUUGAAGUUAGUUAUAUGUGUGCUUUAUUUGAAGUUACUUAUACGCGUACUUAAGUUGAAGUUACUUAUACGUUUGCUUAAAAUGAAGAUACUUAUUUACAAGUAGUGUAUCUCAGAAAAGGAGAUGAAGUAUUUUGUUUCACAUUUUCAAACAAAUAUCUGAACUAUGACUACAAAUUUGUAUUCUUUUAAUUUCAUCUUGAGAAACAAACGUAACACUGACAAUAAGUUAAGGUCAUUAGUACCAACAAUCCAGAGAAAAAUAGCAUUUAUUAAAUAUCUUCUUCAUUUUGCCGUUUUUAGGUUUAUUUCAUGGUAAAAUAAGAUUAAAUUUGUAUUUAUUU
Saccostrea echinata is the source of this 1080-nucleotide messenger RNA. Its product is annotated as L-rhamnose-binding lectin ELEL-1-like. Bases 6 to 506 code for a protein of 166 amino acids. NCBI's taxonomy places the organism in Eukaryota, Metazoa, Mollusca, Bivalvia, Ostreida, Ostreidae. The record is from RefSeq and is a predicted model, not a curated record. The transcript is spliced from 4 exons. Gene Ontology annotation, molecular function: carbohydrate binding.